AUGCCACCUGCCAACUCAUCAACUCCUCAAAACAUAUCAAGUGAACGCUGUUCAGUAGUAAACAGGAAGAAUAAAUCUUCCUCUUCUCCUUCUGAACAACACAUGACACAACAUGCCACUAAUCAAGUUCAGCAAAAUUUGAAUGGUAAUUGGAUGACAGAUGUGAGUUCAGAUAAACAACAACACAUGUACCAUUCUGAGGACUAUGCAAAUAAUCAAAGUGUAAAGUAUAGUCUGUCAACAACAACAAUAGGUUUUGGUUCACAUGAAGUGACAUGUGGCAGCAACUCUUCACAUCCUCCAAAGAAGAAAUACAAAUUUAAAAACAAUGAAUUGGUGGCAUUCCAACAAUCCACAGAUGCGAAAAAGACAUCAUCUCAAAAACAUGCCACAUGUCAUCAACAUUAUGUUAUUACAAGUCAAAAAUCACUUGACUUGGACGACUAUUCACAAGAUUAUAUGCAACAUGCACCUUUUAAACUCAUGGAUCUCAAUGAAAAGACACUCCAUUCCACAACAAUCAUUCAAAUUAAUCAAAAUGACUUGAAUCGACGAUUGACAACUUUAAAACGAGGAGCAGAUUCAAUUUCAAAGGAAGAUAUUCUUAGAGUUUUGCAUUUGAAUCAACAACAAGCUAGUUCUAGAUUGGGAUGUAGUGUUUCGACUCUGAAAAGAAGAUUUUAUGCUUUGCGUGGAGAGCUAGGUCUGACAAAGUGGCCAAAUAAUUAUAUUGACAGCUGUCAGGACAAUACAAAGCUGUUCAAGCAAAUUUAUCCACUAUCAUUGGAUUAUAUUUUGAAUUCUGAUUGA
Messenger RNA from Naegleria gruberi, 810 nucleotides. RefSeq lists its product as uncharacterized. The record is from RefSeq and is a predicted model, not a curated record. NCBI's taxonomy places the organism in Eukaryota, Heterolobosea, Eutetramitea, Acrasida, Naegleriidae. The coding region runs from base 1 to 810 and encodes 269 amino acids. The transcript has a single exon.